Messenger RNA from Saccostrea cuccullata (small rock oyster), 2802 nucleotides. RefSeq lists its product as uncharacterized. Bases 28 to 2802 code for a protein of 924 amino acids. The transcript has 7 exons. The record is from RefSeq and is a predicted model, not a curated record. NCBI's taxonomy places the organism in Eukaryota, Metazoa, Mollusca, Bivalvia, Ostreida, Ostreidae.
UGAAAUAGACUGUAAGCAACCAAAGAAAUGGCUUCUGGAUCUGACCUUGGUGACCGUUCUAGGUUUGCCAAACUCGGAAUGGCAAUAGCAGAGGAGUUAACACAGGCCUGCAGAGAUGUCUUAGAAAUGGAAGUUUGUCCUAAACAUGUGUUCAACAAAGUAAAAUCAUCUUCACUUUCCAAAAGGAUACAUUCUGGACAAGAACUUGUACUUAAAAAUGCUGCAAAUAAUGGUUAUAAAAAUUUUGAUAUUUCCUUAUUAUAUAUACUGAUAAGACACAUUUGUGUAAUGAUUCCUCGUCCAACAAAAGGUAAAUGGGGUUUAAACACAAUGCCGUCAGUAAGAGAAACAACAAUUGGAGAUGACAUUGAGAGGAUAAGGAUUAUAAGAAACACCUAUAGUGCACACCAGACUUCUGCUUCUACCUCAAAAAAGGAAUUUAAUGAAAUCUGGUCAGUCAUAUCUGAUGUAUGCCAAAGACUGGAAAUGUACACAAGGAAAGACUACAUGUCUGGCCUGCGUAAGAUUCAAAGACAUGCCUUUAUAGAAGAACACGAAGAGUCUGCUAAAGAAAAACUUAAAGGUCUACAUGAUAAUCUAACAGAAAAUGUGGAGGAGAGUAUACCACCACAUUAUAUAGAAAAGCUAGAAAAGUCUUUGAGGGAAAAUGCAAUUAUAACUGUUCAGCAUUCAAGAGGUAUUCUUGUUGGUUGUGCUGAAGCUGGAAAAACAACAUUGCUGAAUCGUUUAAUGGGGGAGACUCAAGAGGUUGUAGAGGACAUCGAAUCUUCCAGGGGCUUAGAGGUUCAUCACCAUGUAUUUAAUAUCAGAAAUGGAUGUCUAGAAGUAUCUGCAGAUGAGAGACGACAAAAAUCAUUCCUUUGGGUCGGUAUUUCCGACCUAAAUACUGAUACUGAUGUAAAGACCGACCGUUCGAAAUCCAAGAAAAUCGAUUCUAAUAUUCAAAUAAUUUACCAAAGAGAAGAAGGAGAGGGACAAACAUCUGUAGAGAUUGAACGAGAACUAGAUGAAGAACAAGAAAAAACAUCGGACUCUUCUGUUCAAUCAGAUACAGAGCCAUUUACAAUUCCGAGGGAGAUACUGCUAAAGAUUAUGGAUGACAAAGAAAAAAUACCAACAAUUAGUAUGCUGGAUUUAGCUGGACAAUUUGCAUACUAUGCUUGCCAUCAGAUUUACAUCACGAAAGGUGUGUUCUUCAUACUUGUAUUAAACGUUAAUCAGAAGUUUGAAGAUAAAGUCAGUACUGAGGAGAAUAAUCAAGAAGGAUCAGUCUUCUCCACGUGGACUUAUAAAGAAUAUGUGAAGUUUUGGAUAAAUUCUAUCAAGACUUUUGGUAGAACAAAGGCCCCAGUGUUGAUCGUAGCUACACAUACAGAAGAAAAAUCUGAAGGCGAAAUUGAUGAGUUUUUUGCUAAGUUCUGGGAAGCAGUACCAGAGGAGGACAGGGAUUGGUUGAUAGAGUCUGUAGUCGACUCUGAGUAUGAUAUCGGCCUUCUCAAUCUUGACGAAAUAGGGAAAGAAACGCUGGAGUCUAUUAAAAGUUCAAUCAUUAAGGCAGCCACAGAAAAAAUCAAUAAUAAAAUAGAUGUUCCAUCGACCUGGGCACUGCUGGAACAAGUGGUAAGAGAGAAAAGGAGGAAAGUUAUGUCAUAUGAAGAAAUAUGGGAAGUUAACACCAAACGCUUUCCAUCUGAAUUUCAACUUGAAAACAAAGCCAUGCUAUCUGGUUUUUUAAAGUUUUUCCACAGACACGGUUUGCUUUUAUGGUUUGAAGAAGGGAAUAUCAAUGACAAUCAUUUACACGAAAAAGUUGUUCUUGACAUUCAGUGGUUUGCUAGCGCAGUCAACAAGCUCAUUGCUGACAAAAAUCAUAUUCAUAAGGACUGUAAGAGAAGAUAUUAUAAAGAGUGGGACUCUUUCAACAAAACCGGCAAAAUAGAGGAAAAAUUAGUGAUGAAUCUUUGGAAAGACGAAUCGUCAUAUUUGAAUCACAUAACUGAAAUUAUGACAUACAUGGAGAAACUUUUAAUGCUUGUUGCUUUUCAUUCCAAAAAUGAUGCAGCAGAAACAGACAAGUCAUGGUAUGUACCAAGCAUGAACAAACGAGUGUUUAAAGAAGACUUUUCUGAAGAAACCUGCCAAUACUCAUCAAUAUUGUGCUUUCGAUUCAGUUCUUUUGCUAUGUUUGUUUACUACAGAGUUGUUGCUUAUUGCAUGAGUGUCCUUAAAUGGACUGUUUCCAGGGAUGAAGAGGGUUUAUGCCUUUAUCAAACCGCAGCCGUUUUUGAUUUUAAAAAUCACACUGUUAUCAUUGGAGUUUCAGAAAAUGACAUUCAGGUUCAAGUGAAGCUUAUUAAGCCGUCUGUUAUACAGACAGAUAUAUCUGCUGAGGUCGGGGAGUCAGUGGAAGUUGCGUGCAAAAAUCUUGCUAAAACAUUUCACGAAGACAUACAUUUUGUCAAAGGAUACAAAUGCAGACGCAAUUUUUGCGAUGCUGGCGACCGGUCAUUCACUCCUGCCAUUGAGCUAGCGAAUGAUAAGGGAGAAAUCCAAUGCCAAUAUUGUUCCGUUUCUGGAAAACAUACAAUAAAUGUUGAAGAAACCUUGCGGUUCUGGAAAAAGAUUGACAAAGGGUUGCCCACUCAAGAUGAUAAGGCACAUGGAAGUACGAAUGACGAUGAUAAAACUCUUCGACGAGGUUGUAAGAGGAAAAAGGAAAUGAAGGACUUUCUCUUUGUCCACUCUGCCUUUUUAGCUGACCUGAGCCAAAGGCUCAAGUGA